Molecule: messenger RNA, 963 nt
Organism: Cucumis sativus (cucumber)
Lineage: Eukaryota; Viridiplantae; Streptophyta; Magnoliopsida; Cucurbitales; Cucurbitaceae
Product: 21 kDa protein
Exons: 1
Coding region: 67-651 (194 amino acids)
Biological process (GO): negative regulation of catalytic activity
Molecular function (GO): enzyme inhibitor activity
Source: RefSeq, a predicted model, not a curated record
UCACUUCCCCUUCCUCCUAAAUUCCUUCCAUUUGCAUAAAAAAAAAAAAAAAAAAAAAAAACAGAGAUGGGUAUCUCAAACUCCAAGAAAAGUUUGAUUCUUUUCCAAUUAAUUCUCCAAUUAACACUGAUUCAUUCAGCCAUAACUCCACAAAGCAGCACAGAGUUCAUAAAAAGCUCUUGCAGUUCCACCACUUACCCUCGUCUCUGUUUUUCAUCUCUUUCAGUCCAUGCCAAUGCCAUCCAAACAAGUCCCCGCCUUUUGGCCACCGCCGCCCUCUCCGUUUCCCUCUCCUCCGUCAAGUCCACCGCCACUCAAAUCCUCAAGCUUUCUCACUCCCAUGGCCUCCCCUCCAGAGAUGUCUCUGCUCUUGACGACUGCUUGGAAGAACUGAGUGACUCUGUCGACUCCCUCGCUGCUUCCAUUUCCGAGAUGCCGAAGCUCCGUGGCACCAAUUUCGACCUCGCAAUGAGUAAUGUUCAGACAUGGGUUAGCGCCGCUCUGACGGAUGAAACCACAUGUAGCGAAGGGUUUCAGGGGAAGACGGUGAACGGAGGCGUUAAGGGUGCGGUUAGGACUAAGAUUGUCAACAUUGCGCAAUUGACUAGUAACGCUCUGUCUUUGAUUAAUCGAAUUGGUGAUCUGCAUUAGUGUGUUGGUGUGUACUAUAUUUUAUUGGUGUGAGAUACAAAAGUUGGAAUUGUACGUAUGAUAUUUAGGUUAGAAGGUGGAGUCUUUGUCAUAGUAUUGUAUACUUAGUAAUAUAUAGGUUUAAAUAGGGUUUAUGUGUGGAGUUUGGAGUUAUUUUUGCAUUAUUAAUUGGAUUGAGUAUAUAUUACUUGGAUUAAUUAGGAUUUGUGGGGAGAUGAUUUCUGUUUACUAUUCACUAAACACGGUAAAAAAAGAACAUAUUUGUAAAAGUAAAGGUAUAGUGAGAUGAAAUGGAGUAUGGUAUUCUUAAAA